Molecule: messenger RNA, 1275 nt
Organism: Setaria italica (foxtail millet)
Lineage: Eukaryota; Viridiplantae; Streptophyta; Magnoliopsida; Poales; Poaceae
Product: transcription factor RAX2
Exons: 3
Coding region: 151-1011 (286 amino acids)
Source: RefSeq, a predicted model, not a curated record
CCGCUGCCGUCUUGUACUUGUGCCUGCGCACCCGUACGGCUACGGGUCAGGUCAGAGAGGCUCUGCUCUGCAGCAUAUAAGCUGCAGCCAGCCCUGCGUGCGCCGCGUCGAACUGAUCGAUCGCUUGCUCGUCUCUUGGCCGCCGCGGACAUGGGGCGCGCGCCGUGCUGCGACAAGGCGAGCGUGAAGCGGGGGCCCUGGUCGCCGGAGGAGGACGAGCAGCUGCGGAGCUACGUCCAGCGCCACGGCAUCGGUGGCAACUGGAUCGCCCUGCCGCAGAAAGCAGGGCUGAACCGGUGCGGCAAGAGCUGCCGCCUGCGGUGGCUCAACUACCUGCGGCCGAACAUCAAGCACGGCGGCUACACGGAGCAGGAGGACCAGAUCAUCUGGUCGCUCUACAGCUCGAUCGGGAGCAGGUGGUCGAUCAUCGCGUCCAAGCUCCCCGGCCGGACGGACAACGACGUCAAGAACUACUGGAACACCAAGCUCAAGAAGAAGGCCAUGGCGGCCGUGGCCGCGAGCGCCGCAACCGGCGGAGCCUUCGCCGCGCCCGCCACGCCGCCGCCGGCGCUCUCGCCCGCCGCCUCCGCCUCCUCGUCCGUGACUAGCUCGGGCGGCGACGUGCGCUUCGCCGCGUACCCGCCGCAGCACCACCAGGGGCUCACGAUGCGCUUCGACGCCCCGGCCCCGCAGCGCAGGCAGCAGCACACCGAGCUCGCGCCCGUGCCGCCCGCCGCCGCGGUCGCGCAGCUCGACGCCACCAGCGGCGUCUGGGCGCGGCAGCCCGCGCCGGCGAGCGACGCCGUGGCGGCGGCGCUGGACGACGUGUUCCUGCCAGACCUCGUCGGCGGCGGCGAGCAGCUGUUCCCGUACGGCGACUUCUUCGGCGGGCUGCAGGACAGGGCGGCCUUGGAGCUCUCGGCGUGCUACUUCCCCAACAUGGCCGAGAUGUGGGGCGCCGCCGCCGCCUCCGACGCCAAGCCGCAGGGCCUCUGCAACACCUUGACAUAGGAGAGGCCGGGGAAAGCCCGUACGGCUCGUGGGAUUGUUGCGCGAGAACUUCAAAAUUGCUCCAUUGAUUCUCUGGCGAUUUGAAAGUUUGAUCGGCCGCGCGAAGCUAGAUAGGAUCGUUCUUGCUCUAUCUUCCCACUCCCCUGCUUCUGUUCUCAUGUCUCUCUUUCUUUUUCCGCGUGGAUAUGGAUCGUGGCCGGUAUUUUGAUGUGUAUUACCUGUAAAUUAGUAUGACCGAGAUGUGAAUUAUGCUUUGCUCGACGA